Messenger RNA from Amoebophrya sp. A120, 513 nucleotides. The record is from the annotation of a GenBank genome assembly. Lineage: Eukaryota; Dinophyceae; Syndiniales; Amoebophryaceae.
CAGAUGGCAUCACCCUGAACCGCUUCGGCGGCCUACUGCACGCACAGCGCGACCAGCAGGGACGCCGUCCGGUGACAGUUGGCUUCUCGGGCGACGUCGUCCAGGAUUGGUCCUCGCUGGCGUUUCAGCCGGAGUUUACCACAGCAGCAUCCAACGUUGCGUUCCCCUACUGGAGUCACGACAUCGGCUAUGCAAAGAAAAAUACUGUGCAAGUGAAAGUGUACUUGCAAAUAAAACGGAGAAAAACAGACACAGUUACGCUUGCCAUGCCAGACAGCCACGAAGUCCUCCCCCUCUGGUAUGCGCUUUGUCGUACUGGCCGCUGCGCAUGAUGCAUGGGUUUAUUUCUUUGUGAUGCAAAAGAACGAAUUUAUGAUGCUACUCCUCCUCCUACAAGGUAAUACGCUUUAUGCACACUUUUCUUCUUGGAUAUCGGCGGGUUUCUGCUGCCCGUCGACAACGAAUUGCUCACCCGGUGGAUCCAGUUUGGGGCCUUGUCCCCGGUGCUGCGGC